Molecule: messenger RNA, 213 nt
Organism: Prorocentrum cordatum
Lineage: Eukaryota; Dinophyceae; Prorocentrales; Prorocentraceae
Source: the annotation of a GenBank genome assembly
AUGCCCAUGGUCGUGAGCGGGUUGGUGGUGGGCUUCUCCACGGCAGGAGUGCUGGUGGACUUUGGCUGCGAGGUCGGGGGCCUCAUACCCAGGACACUCGUCGAUCUUCAGUGCAAGAAGGGGGAGAUCAUCCCCAAGCUUGGCGUGCUAGGCGUCGACACGUCCGAGGGCCUCAUAGUGCUCGAGCCCCUGGUGUACGAGGAGGACGGGUGA